AUGACGAUAACUUCCAAAACUCAAAUUCUUCCCCUUUCUCUCCAGGUCAUCGACUUCUCGGUUCCAAACCUCAAACCGGAAACACCCGAGUGGGACUCAGUGAGAUCCCGAGUCCGAAAAGCUCUAGAAGAAUAUGGAUGUUUCGAGGCCUUGUUCGAUGGAGCUUCUGUGGAGCUAAGGAAGGCAUUGUUCGACGCCUCAGAGGAAUUUUUUGAUUUACCAUUGGAGACCAAACUGAGUGCAAAGUCAUCAAAGAAUCGUAACAAGGGAUACUCCGGUCAGGUUCCGAAUAUGCCUUUGUUCGAAGGCAUAGGCUUUGACUGUGUAGAUAAUCCUGAGGUUAUCGAUGACUUGACUCACAAGGUUUGGCCUCAAGGCAACAUCACCUUCAGCAAGACUGUUCAGUCGUUUGCGGAGAAGUUGAUAGAACUAAACGUGAAGGUCAGGACAAUGAUCAUGGAAAGUUUUGGGCUCGACAAAUACGUGGAGGAGCAUCUUAACUCUGCGAAUAACCGAUUUCAGUUAUUUAAAUACAAAGGACUUGACGAUAAUACAAAAGACAAUAUAGGCAUUGACACUCAUAUCGAUAGAUAUUUCCUCACCAUACUUUGCCAGAACGACGUAGUAGAUGGCGUAGAGAUAAAAACCAAAGAUGGUGAAGAGUGGAUCAAAGCUAAGCCAUCUCAAGACUUUUCUUUCCUUGUUAUGGCCGGAGCUUCUCUUCAUGUAUUGUUGAAUGGUGAGGUGCUUCCUCCGCUUCACCGUGUGGUUAUAACCGGAAAGAAAGAUCGGUAUGUGGCUGGACUGUUCUUGCCUCCUAAAGAUGGACUUAUCAUAAAUGCGCCUGAGGAGAUGGUCGAUGAUGAACAUCCUCGUCUCUAUAAGCCUUUUGAUUUUGAGGCUUAUGUGAAAUUCACCAACAUAAAUACCAAGGGGAGAGGUCUAUCUGCGCUCAAGUCUAACUAUGCCCUAUAA
Messenger RNA from Microthlaspi erraticum, 975 nucleotides. The record is from the annotation of a GenBank genome assembly. Lineage: Eukaryota; Viridiplantae; Streptophyta; Magnoliopsida; Brassicales; Brassicaceae.